Penicillium alfredii is the source of this 1542-nucleotide messenger RNA. RefSeq names its product putative DNA polymerase iota. Lineage: Eukaryota; Fungi; Ascomycota; Eurotiomycetes; Eurotiales; Aspergillaceae. Gene Ontology annotation, biological process: translesion synthesis. Gene Ontology annotation, molecular function: DNA-directed DNA polymerase activity; damaged DNA binding. The transcript is spliced from 3 exons. Bases 1 to 1542 code for a protein of 513 amino acids. The record is from RefSeq and is a predicted model, not a curated record.
AUGGCCGUGCGAAACAACCAACGCAUCAUCAUCCACUUAGAUUACGAUUGCUUCUAUGCUUCGGUGUUCGAGGUCGAACAGCCCGCGCUUAAGUCAUUACCCCUCGCGGUCCAACAGAAACAGAUCGUGGUGACCUGCAACUAUACCGCCCGACGACAGGGACUGCACAAGCUCCAGCUAAUCUCUGAUGCCAAACGCAUCUGCCCCGACGUGGUUAUUGUCCUGGGCGAGGACCUUACCAAAUUCCGUGAUGCCUCCAAAUACUUGUUUCUGUUCGUGCGGUCCUUUAUCUGGGGUGCGCGGGUCGAGAAGCUGGGCUUUGAUGAGCUUUUCUUGGAUGUGACCGAGAUGAUCGAGUACAACGUGGGACUUCUUAAUGCCCAUGACUUGGCAACCUCGUUUUUCCACUUGGACCGCAAGGACCCGACGGUGGGAUUCGCCUAUGAUGCCACCACCUUCCAGGGGUCUACGCAGCCAGCAGGGGGGAAGCUCGGCAAUCUUCACAAACCGAAUAGUCAAACAACACUUCUACCGUCUUCUAUAACAACAGAGAAUGGCGCGGCCAGCAACGUUCUGGAAUUUCUGGAUGCGCACGAGAUUCAAAAAAUCCCGGGCAUUGGCUCACGACUGGCACAGAAACUACGGGCACAAGUAGUCGGACCGGACACUGUCGACGAGAAAGUGACGGUGCGCGAUGUGCGCCAGUAUCCCGGGAUGGGCCCGGCACUUCUGGAGAAAGCCCUGGGCGGACCAGGCUCGGCCAAGGGGAUUGGCAUGCGCAUCUGGAAUAUUCUCCAUGGUGUGGACAACACAGACGUGCUCGAAGGCCGAGAUGUGCCUACUCAGAUCAGUAUUGAGGACUCGUACACCCGACUGGAGACCCUUGAGAGUGUACGGCGCGAGCUGGUAAUAUUGUCAAGGAGUUUGAUCCGGCGCAUGCGAACCGAUUUACUAGAAAAGAAUGACGGUAAUGCUGCCCACGGCCGCUGGAUUGCUCAUCCGCGCACCCUCCGUCUCUCAACCCGACCUCGACCUCCCCCAGGUUCGGAGACGGCGCGUGUAUACAGUGCCAAUCGCAUUUCGCGCUCUGUACCCCUGCCUCUAUUCAUCUUUAAUCUGGACGAGAACCUCGAUGCACUGGCCGAGAGACUGGUGCGGGAUAGUCUCUUGUCGAUGUUCCGAAAACUACACCCAGAGAAAUCGGGCUGGAAUUUGAGCUUGCUGAAUAUUGCCGUCAUUAACAUGGUGGAAAGCGCCGGAGACCAGAAGCAGAGCAGUGGCCGCGAUAUUGGCAAGAUGUUUCGUCAACAGGAAACAGUGCUCCAGGACUGGACGGUCCGUGAACCCAGCCCACAUCGGUCAACAGGAAUGGCCUUGGAGGAUAAUCCGGAGAUGGGCGAUAGUCUCUGGGAAGAAGGAGAAGAGGAUGAUCUGGGGCUGAGUGUGGUCGACUGCGUCGUGUGUGGCGCUUCAAUCCCACAUUUUGCCCAGUUGGCGCAUGCAAUGUAUCAUGCAGCAGACUCGGAAUAUGAGAAUGGUUGA